AACUAAGCUCUUCCUACAUCCUAAGUUGCAAGAGCCUUUCUUUGGCAUAAUUUGUUGACGACUAUUUCUAUGCAUCAAGAAUUAGGACAGCAGUCGAGAAAUUGAACCGAAAAAAAGUAUCAAGUAUCUCAUGUGGACUUAGGCACCUCCCCAGAACCGCAAGAUUCGCACUCCCGCAGGCAAUCUGCAAUUCCGCAGUAGUCAUCCAAUGUUCAGACAUAGCAUUCAAUAAUAAUGCACCAUACCCCAUAGUCCUUAUGGAUAAUCCUAAUAUCCUUGCGCUCUGGCCCUAUCUUUCAACAUGAUGAUUUCGUUGCUUAUUGCCAGAACAUCAUGAUGACAUCACACGCAGCGAUCGUCUUUAUAUCUUUCGAUAAGAAUUUAUCAUUCUCAGUGAAAUCAACUACAAGAAAAAGGAUCUUCUGAUUCUUUUGGAACAUAAAUAAGUCUUAACUAUGUCCGUCGAAAGAGUCAAAGACAAGAAAGGCGAGAACAUCAAUGAGGGUGAUUAUGUCGCGACAAAGUAUCGCGGUGGAACGCAUCAGGGUGAGGUCGAUAAGAUAGUUAUGGAUGAGAAAGGAGCUCGUGAGGAAGGAGUUGCAAAUCCACCGAAGGUCGUGUUCCAGGACCAGCAUGGACAUCGGGUCGCUCAUAACCCGAGUACGUUGGAGAAGAAGUGAGAAAUUGUGAUUGAUUUGUCUAUUGUGUAUUAAUAGAUAUUCCAUAAAUUGUUAGGCCAAUUGAGCUUUCUUGAAAUGUCGUUGAUCUUGAACUAUUUUUGCACCAGUAUAUUAGGUGGAUGGUUAAUUGGAGUAUAGAAGAAAACUGGAUACGCAUCUUUUCAUAAAUCUCGGGGAGCUUAAAG
This is a messenger RNA of Paecilomyces variotii, 865 nucleotides long. RefSeq lists its product as hypothetical. The transcript is spliced from 3 exons. The record is from RefSeq and is a predicted model, not a curated record. NCBI's taxonomy places the organism in Eukaryota, Fungi, Ascomycota, Eurotiomycetes, Eurotiales, Thermoascaceae. The coding region runs from base 456 to 680 and encodes 74 amino acids.